GACUGUUACUUUAAUACUUUAACGCAAUAUUUGUACUACAAUAAUGUUACAAGUAAAUGAUUUACAAUAAAUGAUUACAGAUGUAUCACAUGUAAAUUAAAGAGUAUUGCAAUGCAUUAUGCUAAUAAGGUGUGUGAUCUUGAAUGUGGAAAAAAACCGGUCAAGUGUACGCACGAAUUCGUGGGCCCAGUAAAGAUAGUGUUAGUUGAAUCAACUGCAGUUGACUAUCAACGCAAAAUCUGGGGUUCAGCUGCAUUUACAUUGGCCACGAUGUUAAUGGGAGCUACCGUUUUCGCAGUAUUUUUGUUUACUUUGUCCUUUAAAUUACCAUUGUUCGUUAAUUUGCACGUGGUGCUAUGUACUAUGGGAUUUCACUUAUUUACGACGACUGGGAUUCUGAUGUUCAGUUCUUUAUUUGGUGGAUCAAUGCACCUGACACCAGAUGACAGAAAGGUGCAGCAUAUAAUUUUAGAAGUAUUUGGUUUUCUCAUUGGCUGGGCUGGAAUCCUCCUCAUGAUUGAAUAUCAGGAACUAACUGUGCACGCACUUACAGGCUUGAUUGGAGCAAUCCUAGCAGUACUCAGCAGUGUAAUUGGUCCCACAGUAUAUCUCACAGGUCCAAAAAAGUUUGGCCUGUUCAAGAAGAAUGCGCACAGAGUCUUCGUAAUACCAACUUUCAUAUUGUUAACCGUAUGCUUUGUUCUGGGGCUAAUGAAAGCAAGUUUCAUAAAAUGGACACCAAUCAAACAUUUACAUUAUAUCUUAAUUGCCUUUACCGUAUUAUAUUCUGUAGUUACUAUGGUUUCCAUUAUAUUGAGGGCUAUGUAUGGCACUUAAA
Molecule: messenger RNA, 838 nt
Organism: Helicoverpa armigera (cotton bollworm)
Lineage: Eukaryota; Metazoa; Arthropoda; Insecta; Lepidoptera; Noctuidae
Exons: 3
Coding region: 112-837 (241 amino acids)
Source: RefSeq, a predicted model, not a curated record